This is a messenger RNA of Mugil cephalus (flathead mullet), 2007 nucleotides long. RefSeq names its product nuclear factor 7, brain-like. Bases 149 to 1561 code for a protein of 470 amino acids. The record is from RefSeq and is a predicted model, not a curated record. The transcript has a single exon. Lineage: Eukaryota; Metazoa; Chordata; Actinopteri; Mugiliformes; Mugilidae. Gene Ontology annotation, molecular function: protein binding; zinc ion binding.
GAAACUGAAAGUAGAUUGAGAUGGAUCUGAGACGCCAUUACAGGGUGUACGAUCUCUGCUGGAAAACAACAUAUUUGUAGGAAUUUAAGAGGAAAAGUGAAGGACUGUAUAUUGGUGAGUCCUGCUGUUGAAACUAUUUCAGUUACAAAUGGCUGACAAAGUUGCUCUUUUUGAAAGUUAUCUGAGCUGCCAUGUGUGUUCAGAGACUUUCAGAGAUCCUGUGUCUCUGAGCUGCAACCACAACUUCUGUUCAAGCUGCCUGCAGAAAUUCUGGGAACAAGCUCAAAACAAAAACUGUCCUAUUUGUAAAAGAAUAUCCUCAAAAGAGAAUCCUUUGGUGAACUUUGGACUGAAGGAACUGGCUGACUCCUUUGCUGGAAGACAGAAAUCUGGAUCAUCUGAGACAGAAAAGGGGAAAGAGAAGUCAUUAAUUGAAGUUUGUAGUAAACACAAAGAAGAGUCUAAACUGUUCUGUGAGAAUGAGCAGAGAGUUGUGUGUCCUGUCUGUGAGUUUUCUCUCCAUCACAAUCACAAAGUGGUUCCUAUAGAACAAGCAGUCAGUGACCUGAAGGAGCAGCUGAAAUCUGACUUAAAGUCUCUGGAGGACAAGAGGGACAAAUACAAACAAGUGAAGGAAACAUACAAUGAGGUGAUUCAACACUCCAAGAAGCAGCUGCUGUCCACAGAGAGGCAGAUCAGAGCAGAGUUCAACAAGCUCCACCAGUUCCUGAAAGAGGAAGAGGAGUCCAGACUGGCAGCUCUGAGGGAGGAAGAGGAGCAGAAGGAGAAGACUGUGAGCAGAGAGAUGAAGAGGAUUCAGGAGCAGAUCUCCUCUCUGUCAGACAGUAUCUCUGCUGUUGAAGAAGAGCUGCAGAAACACCAGGUGUCUUUCCUCAGCAGUUAUAAAGCCACUCAGACCAGAGCCAGAGCCCAGUGCUCACUGUCAGAUCCACAGCUGGUCUCAGGAGCCCUGAUAGAUGUGGCCAAACACCUGGGCAACCUGGCCUUCAGAGUCUGGGAGAAGAUGGAGGAGAAGGUCCACUUCAGUCCUGUCAUUCUGGACCCAAACACUGCAUAUCCCUGGCUCUAUCUGUCUGAUGAUCUGACCAGUGUGAGAUGUGGAGACAUAAAGCAUCAGCUUCCUGACAAUCCAGAAAGAAACACAAAGUAUAACAGUGUUCUGGGCUCUGAGGGCUUCAGCUCAGGGAAACACAGCUGGGAGGUGGAGGUGGGAGAUCAUCCUGACUGGAAUGUUGGUUUAGCUAAAGAGUCAGUUGACAGGAAGGAAAAGCAAUUAGCCUCACCAAAAUAUGGAAUCUGGUGUUUGUUGCAUCACAAUGGAAAAUACAGUAAUGGCUUUAAAUUUGUGACAGUGAAGAAGAGUCUCCAGAGGAUCAGAGUCCAGCUGGACUAUGACAGGGGAGAGGUGUCCUUCUACAACUCUGAAGACAUGACUCACAUCUACACUCACAGUGACACUUUCACUGAGAAACUCUUCCCAUAUUUUAAUAUUGGUGAAGCUGGUGCUGCCAAAACCUCUGAUAUCAAAAUCAGAAAGUGAGAUUUCUCUGUGAUGUUCAUGUUUAAUGGAUUAUAACAGAAUACAGUUUCAUUUUGUUCAGUAAAUACUCAUACUUAUCAUACUGUAAUCUGAAUGCUCUCUUGACUUCUAAAAAACAUGCCCAGACAGUUCUUCUCAUGGGAUUAACUUUAUGUAAUUAUGCCAUAAAACAGAGUGUGUGGUGUUAAUGUGAUAAUGUAUAUGUAUAUAAUAAUGUAUCUAAAAGACUUGGCUUUAAAACUACAAACACAACUGUCCAAGUGUUAUUUGUUCAAUAAUUUGCACAACAAUAGAAUUUAACGUAUACAUCAAAACAGUCAAUAGUUUAUUUUGUGUACUUAGACUCCUGUAGUGGUAAUAUCCUGUUGCUUUAUGAUAUUUCUAUCACUUGGUCCAUUUCUGGUUAUGGGGUUGUUGAACGAGUUCAGAAUGAUAUCAUUGCUAUU